CUGAGAGAACUGACUCGGACAAGCAGGAUAGCAACCCUACUUGCUUGGUCUUAUUUGUCAUUCCUGAGCUAACCGAUACAAUGGCUAUUUGUUUAUAUCUAUAUAUAGUUAAGCGCCGUUCUAUGCACUGUUUUCACGGAUCAUAUUAUCCGGAGGCAUCUACGACUAUGUGCUAUUUAAAUGGUGAGCUCCUGAAUAUAGCCUCAACGAGUGAUUGAACCGCUCCCCUGCAGCUGAAUAAUCUGGAACAAGAGAUUUGCGGCCUGAAAAACAGUCAUCAAUAUCGAAAAGAUUAAAAGAUAAGUAGUUGUAUAUGCUCAUUCAGAUAGAAAUUACUUCCACAGUGCAAAUCACGCCGAAUAAAUAGCAAUAUAGCUCAAGGUGUUUAGGGCUCAGCGUAAGAUACUAACAUUAUACUUGAGACUGAAGCCUCGUAACUGUGUUAAGCCAUGGAUGACAUGAAAUAUGAGUUGUCUGAUAUGGACAAAAUCGGCAUCACGAAGACGGUGAAAGUCUUAUUAUUCUAUGAGCUCCAACCCACCAUUGAUCCAGACAAAUUGAUCACUUCCCUGGCGGAAGGCGUAAAGAACGCGACCAGCCAACUACCCUUCAUGGCCGGGAACCUGGAGUUCAACGAGCAUGGCAAACUCUGCAUUGUGGUAUCACCGAGAAGCCAGGUCAAACUCAACAUUCGCCGGUUCGAGUCCAAGGAACAAAAGUCACUUUCUGCCCUAGUCCAAGACUCAUUCUCUCCAGAUAAUGUGGACUUCACUGAGUUUUUACCGGAGGAACCGACGGCCCCAAAGCAGGUCUGCGCACUUCAAAUAAGCCUUGUGAAGGGUGGUCUGGUUCUAGGAUUGUGGAUGAAUCACGCGGCUGGGGACUGGUCUUCGAUUGAUACAUUCGUGUCUCUUAUUUGUCAAAGCUGCAAGGCACAUCGGGAAGGGCUGAGUAUGCCUACCUACACCAUAAAUCUCAACAGAGCUCCAUACAAUGCGCCAGAGACCGGCUCAACCUUCUCCAGAGAGGAGCAUCUGGAAAAGCUCCCAAUGUUCUACGUCAUGGAGAAGAGUCAAUUCAAACUAAAGCCACCACCUGCCUUCCGAUCAAGCAUAUACAGAAUCUCUGAGCCAUCCAUCCAACAGCUCAAAGCGCGGUGCACCCCACAUCUGACCGAGGUAGACUAUAUAACCUCAUAUGACUGCAUAUCUGCCCUUACCUGGACGUCAAUUACACGUGCACGGCUCAACCUGCACCCAGAAAAAUCCUCCUCGCCAUCCCGCUUUGUCCACCCCAUUGAUGUCCGCACUCGCGAUCCAGAGAAGAAAACUUCUGAACGCUACUUUGGCAACGCCGUCGUCGGGUCCCAAGCAGGUCCUAUCACUGCCGAAGCCCUAGUAUCAGAUGGUGAUCGUGGUAUCGCAGCUGCAGCUACCCUAAUCCGUCAAUCUAUAAACUCCAUCAGCCUAUCCACAAUCAGCCACAUGACCUCUCUCAUGAAGUCACUCACUCCAGCGGAGACACUAGGCUCCCGAGCAGAUUUCAAUGACGUGGAUGUGUUCAUGAAUACAUGGUACUCGGGGAAUGCAGAAAGGUACGAUAUUGGGGAUGAUUCGAGACCUGUUGCAUUUCGAGUUCCUUCAAGCCUUCCCUCAGCUUGCGCGGUAAUCUUGCCGAAUCUUUCGAGCGGAGCAACGAGAGUCUUUGAGGUCUUUGUGCAGGUCGAGGUCGAGGAGCAUGAGAUACUAAGGAAGGACCCGGAGUUUUUAAAGUAUUUCGAGGUUGUUGUGUGACGGGAAGUGCUUAUUUGCCUGAUAGAAGGGCCUGUUCCAUCCUUAUGGUGGCAUAGCGUCUUCUAUUCUCGAUGUAAAUCGGAAUAUUAAGCAACAUUCUGAUGAAUGGACAUUGCAUUACGUAGUAGCUACUAGAAUAUGGUAUUCCAACGAAGCCCUUUUAGUAGCACAUAUCAGGAUCGCUCGUCUUACCCUAGUUAUUGUGGAUAUUUUCUCUCCUACUUGUACUAUGUAGGUGGGAAACACUGCACGAGGCUCGUGACCUCUGGAGCAGUCUCAGUACACUGAUCUCAUUCGGUCCCACCUGAUGUCAACCUAGACUAAACUCGCCUGUAUACCCACAAAGCUACCAGGGCCAGAUGAAGUGGUGCCGUGGGCUUCAAUCUACCAAGAUAGCAAAGCCUGUUGGGGGCUAUCUAGACGAAUCAUGAUUGGCCACUUCGUCUUGACAACAAUGAGGCUGUGCAAGCCACUACAAGUGCCACUACGACUGUGUAGAUGCUAGAUGGUAGCUACCGAUUUCGGUGAAACUCACGGAACAGAAUACACGC
This is a messenger RNA of Aspergillus pseudonomiae, 2344 nucleotides long. Its product is annotated as transferase. Bases 450 to 1793 code for a protein of 447 amino acids. NCBI's taxonomy places the organism in Eukaryota, Fungi, Ascomycota, Eurotiomycetes, Eurotiales, Aspergillaceae. The transcript is spliced from 3 exons. The record is from RefSeq and is a predicted model, not a curated record.